ACAAAACUGUCAUAUUUGAAUGAACCUGUCUUGAAUUUGUAUACACGUGCUUUUAUAAUAAUGUUUAACUAAUUAAUAUUUAUUUUAAUAAUAAUAAGGAUUAUAAAUGGACAGGUAUAAUUGCUGGCAUCUAAGAAUCCGAGGAAAUAAAGACUAUGAUGAAAAUUUAAAAAAAUACGUAGAGAACAUUGAAAAUCUAUACAAAAAACAAAUAAGAGCACUACCUCAAUGGAAUCAGUUGAAGCAGAAAAUAGAUUGUAGAACUUCUACUUGCAAAAACAAGGUUUUCGAAGCUAAGAAAAGAAAAGCUUACAUAAUAAAUAAAAUAUACGUACAAUGGACCAGACCUACUCCAUUUGAAUUAACAGAUUGUCUAUUCAGAACAUCAGACAAAUGGCAAGCCCAUGUAUAUAAGAAACCUAAAUAUCCUUCAAUAGAAAACAUAGAAAAAGAAUCCAGCAUUGUUGAAACAGAACAAAAUACAUCUGAGCUUAGUGACGUAGCACACCCGAAUACUGAAACAGUAGCUUCCCUUGAUAUAAUAGAACCUAAAUUUAGAAACGUUAACACUGACGAACCUGUUUCAGAAUUGACUUCUCCUGUACAUCGACCCAUAUAUAUAGAAACAAAUCAGCACAAGUUAAUAUCCCCAUUGACUUCAAAAGACAAUUUUGUUUGUAUCGAGAGUAAAUUUAAUCGGGAAAAAAAAUUGCCGGACAAACCUGAGUGCCCUGAAUUGAAACUUACAACUUUAAUAAAAUGCUCACCUAGAAAAAUAUGCAUACGCUGCAGAACUUUGGAGGAACAGACGGCAUCGUUUUCAUUAAUAAAUUGUGGUUCAGAAACCACCAUGAUCAGGUUUCACUCUAUUACUAAUCGAUGUUGGUUUAAGAAGAUCAUAAUAGAACCUCAGAUUCCAAUGCGACUCUAUCCUGGAAUAGCUGUUAAAUAUAAAUUGAUGUUUAAACUGUUGCAAAUAGACCAAGAUUUCGACACGAAUUUGAAUUUUCGGAAAUCGUUCAAAUACAACCUGUUUAUUUGUGGCAAAUAAAGUUUGGUUAUCCAAAAUCAUUUCUCCAUGUUAGAAUUGAAGAUUGCAAUAAAUACAUUCUUCGUAUUACUAAACGCACAGUGAAUUUUGUCAAAGAUCUUAAUGGACUGUCGACAUCUUUGGAAGGUAUCCCUCCUAAUACAGAAAGUUUGAAUAAUAUUGAAGAUCUUCAAGAAUUUUCUAAAAACGAAUGCUUAGAAGACCCACUUGAGGAGACAAAUCGAGAUAUUGUAGAUGACAUCUUAAAUCUAGUCAUUGAUCAAGCUUUAGACAUUUUUGUUUUCGAUAGAACUUUUAUAACUCUCGAUCCAAAAUCUAACCAAACUAUUCCUAUUUAUUUUACUAAAGCAGAACAUAUUGGAAAACAUCAAUGCUAUUACGAUUUACAUUUCUAUGAUCAACAGGAAGAAGUCAUAUUCCUAACCAAAACUAUCAAAAUUUUUGGUGAAGUUUUGCGGCAUCCUCUACACAUAUAUCCGACAUUGUUAGAUAUGACUCAAUCCCACCAGAUGCAUGGAUUUUACGAGGAUAAAAUUGUAGUAGCAAAUACCCACACAGUUUACCCGGUUCUGGUAAAAAUCAAGUUAACAGAUAUCAUGAAAAAUAUGAUUCAAAUAAGACCUAUGUCGACUCUAAUACCGACCACCUCCAAUGUUACCUUACGCGUGAGACUAUGCUCAAAAGAUCUGUGUACUUCAGAAGGAUAUGAUGAUUUUGUUCAUUUUACGAUCAAGAUAAUUAUAACCGGCGACAAGUCAAUCUAUGACAAAGUACCACCGAUAUUUUACGAAAUAAUUGCGCCAUGUGCUUCUUAUUUCGAAAAGAUUAACAAUCGGAAAUAUUUAAACGAGGAGCAAUUUAAGUCAACAGUGGAAGGCUAAAAACAAAACUCAUGCUAAUGAUUAAAGCGACAGCAUUUCUCAUUUUAUUUAGCCUUUAAACUUAUCAUUCACAAGAAAAGUAAACACGAUAAAAAGUCAAGUUUUCCAAAGAAUGUAGUCCGGACAAGAGACGGAAAGGAUCAAACCUGUUGAAAUGACCGACUUUCCAUAUGUAUUACGGGUCAAGUGACUUGAUUGCCUGAACCCGCAUAAUAUUCCAGACCAGAUGUACAGGUCGUAUCGGAACCGGUUCGAUAGGACAAUCGUCAAUAAAUCAGUGAUAACUUUGAUAGGCUCUUGUGGUAUUCGUUGUGAUUUAACGAUCGUUAUUGUAGAUUGGCAAGAUAUUGAUGUCGUAAAAUUUACCGUACCAUGAUUUGUCGUUUUAUAUUCAUGAUUUCAUAAAAUACUCAUUCGAAAUAUUUUAUGGAACGAGUGAUAGUCCUCUGAAUAUUGUUCAAUUUUGGUUAAAUGUUGUAUGAGUAAUUUUUUGGGACGCCAACAAAAGGUUUUGAAAUAUAAUCAUUAUUGAACUAGAACUAUAUAAAAGUAUGUAAAGAAAUUUAAGUACAAAUUUUCUAGCCAUACCCUUCCUUGUCCCCAAGUCCUUAACAUGCACGGAUCGUAUUAAUUUGUAUGUUUCCUAGUAUCGCAUCGCAACGGUACAAGUCAUUCUAAAUAAGCUCCGAAACAAAAUCGAUUAUGUAUCGAUUAUAUUCGAAUAAAUUUAAAAUUCCUAUCGUGUUCGACUUUCACAAAGUUCAUGACGAUUUCAUCAUAAUCCAAAUUAAAAUAAGGAAUAGGAGUCAUCACGGAUAAGUUCCUAACCUACUUUGCGACUAUAGUUCCUCCUUCAGUAAUAUAUCCUGAUUUUUCUUCGCAAGAAAACAAAAUGUUGUCUUUUUUAUUUGCCUGUUUCGACAGAGGAACUUACGGCUCACCUGAUGGUGAAUGGUUAACGUCGCUCAUGGACAACAGCAAUCCAAAGCCAAGCUAAGUCUUAAACCAUAGAAAAAAUUCAGUGUAAGAAGAAAGAUGAGAUGUCUUAAAUACUUACAUAUAGUCCAAUUCUGACCUUAAUAUUUAGGAUAGAAAAAUGUACAUUUUAUUCACGUGUGUCUCGAGAAACACGUGAUUAUACCGCCAGUGUUCAAGGAAGUAAGAAAAUAAAAUGUGAACACGAAGACUUCGGCGGAGUGAUAGUAAAUCCAAGAAGUUAGUCGCAUUCAUUUGACUGACUUACAUAGAUAAUGAAUGUUAUUUCUUUAUUAAUGUUUUUGGAUGUUAUGUAUUGUAUGUUAUUAUUUGUAUGUUUCCUUUGAGAUUGGGUUUUUUUUUCGACUUAACAAAUUCAAUGUAACUUAAAUAAAAUGUAUUUCUACUUAAUACAUACAUUGUGACAAACGUAAUCUAAAAUAUAUAUUUGCCACGUAAUAUGAGCAUAUAUUAAAUUUUCAUUAAA
Bombyx mori (domestic silkworm) is the source of this 3394-nucleotide messenger RNA. RefSeq lists its product as uncharacterized. Lineage: Eukaryota; Metazoa; Arthropoda; Insecta; Lepidoptera; Bombycidae. The record is from RefSeq and is a predicted model, not a curated record. The coding region runs from base 107 to 1051 and encodes 314 amino acids. The transcript is spliced from 2 exons.